GGAGAAGGGGGGGAAAGGUUUUUCAAGUCGAAGGUGUGUUGGGGGAAAGUCCCUUGCUUCGGAGGGGGUUGUCUGGGAAUUGGCGAGUCGUCCUCAAGAACGUCUUCGUCUUUCCCGCAACAUUCCCAACCAAACCGAAUCGCGUCGAGCAAUUCGGUUCGGAAAUUGGGGUUCGGUGUGCACGUCGAAGGAGAGUUGCGAUCGUAUUGCUUCGACUCGCCAAUUUUGUUAUUAGACUUUCGCUGCAAUGGACAUCUUUUGUGCCACGAGUUGUAAUCACUGGACAGUAAAUUAAACACUUAUGUUGUAC
This is a messenger RNA of Closterium sp. NIES-67, 310 nucleotides long. The record is from the annotation of a GenBank genome assembly. Lineage: Eukaryota; Viridiplantae; Streptophyta; Zygnematophyceae; Desmidiales; Closteriaceae.